This is a messenger RNA of Populus euphratica (Euphrates poplar), 1770 nucleotides long. It is a transcript of the gene KASI, whose product is annotated as 3-ketoacyl-acyl carrier protein synthase I. NCBI's taxonomy places the organism in Eukaryota, Viridiplantae, Streptophyta, Magnoliopsida, Malpighiales, Salicaceae. The record is from RefSeq and is a predicted model, not a curated record. Gene Ontology annotation, cellular component: mitochondrion. Bases 107 to 1522 code for a protein of 471 amino acids. Gene Ontology annotation, molecular function: 3-oxoacyl-[acyl-carrier-protein] synthase activity. Gene Ontology annotation, biological process: fatty acid biosynthetic process. The transcript is spliced from 7 exons.
UGGUUUUAAUUAGCAAGCAAAUUUGCAACCCCCUUCAUUCACUCCUUCCCCGCUACGAGCAGACACCGUCGUUAUCAUCGCUCUCUCAGAAACUCCACACACAGCCAUGCAAGCCUUGCAAUCUACUUCUCUCCGUUCAUCUCCCUUAAACCCACUUCACCAAAAACCCCACAAUGCAAUUAAAUCCCCAACCCAAAGACUCUCAUUUAUCAAAGCAUCCUCCUCCUCAUCAACUAGUAAUUCCACCGUUUCGGCUCCUAAACGAGAGAAAGACCCUAAGAAGAGGAUUGUUAUAACCGGAAUGGGAUUGGUCUCUGUCUUUGGUAAUGAAGUCGAUGCAUAUUAUGAUAAAUUGCUUGCAGGUGAAAGUGGGAUUGGGACCAUUGACCGAUUUGAUGCUUCUAAGUUUCCAACCCGGUUCGGUGGGCAGAUCCGGGGGUUUAGUGCACAAGGUUAUAUUGAUGGAAAGAAUGAUAGGAGGCUUGAUGAUUGUUUGAGGUAUUGCAUUGUUGCGGGCAAGAAGGCUCUUGAAGAUGCGAAUCUUGGAGGGGAUAAUCUAUUUAAGAUUGACAAGGAGAAAGCUGGGGUGCUUGUUGGUACAGGAAUGGGUGGUCUUACAGUCUUUUCUGAUGGUGUUCAAUCUUUGAUUGAGAAAGGGCACAGAAAAAUUACCCCAUUUUUUAUUCCUUAUGCUAUAACAAACAUGGGUUCUGCCUUGCUUGCAAUUGAAAUUGGUUUCAUGGGUCCAAAUUACUCGAUUUCAACUGCUUGUGCUACUUCCAACUAUUGCUUCUAUGCUGCUGCCAAUCACAUUCGCCGAGGUGAGGCAGAUAUGAUGAUUGCUGGUGGAACAGAAGCUGCUAUCAUUCCUAUUGGUUUGGGAGGUUUUGUUGCAUGCAGGGCCUUAUCACAACGAAAUGAUGAUCCAAAAACUGCAUCUAGGCCGUGGGACAGAGAUCGAGAUGGUUUUGUUAUGGGUGAAGGUGCAGGAGUGUUGGUAAUGGAGAGCUUGGAACAUGCAAUGAGACGAGGUGCACCAAUCAUUGCUGAGUACUUGGGAGGUGCUGUUAACUGUGAUGCUUAUCACAUGACUGAUCCAAGAGCUGAUGGUCUUGGGGUAUCUUCAUGCAUUGAGAGAAGUCUUGAAGAUGCCGGCGUGUCGCCUGAGGAGGUUAACUACAUAAAUGCACAUGCACCUUCCACUAUUGCUGGUGACCUUGCUGAGAUAAAUGCUAUAAGGAAGGUAUUCAAGAACACUUCAGGGAUCAAAAUCAAUGCAACGAAGUCUAUGAUUGGACAUUGCCUCGGCGCUGCUGGAGGUUUGGAAGCAAUUGCUUCUGUGAAGGCCAUAACAACGGGAUGGUUGCAUCCUAGCAUUAACCAAUUUAAUCCAGAGCCCUCAGUUGAGUUUGAUACUGUUGCCAACAAAAAGCAACAACAUGAAGUGAAUGUGGCUAUUUCGAAUUCUUUUGGAUUUGGUGGACACAACUCCGUCGUGGUCUUUUCUGCAUUCAAGCCUUGAGCAUCUGGCCUCUGUACAUUUCUUUCCAUGCAUUCAAGCCCCGAGCAUACAGCUUGUCUGCAUUUCUCGGAGGGAUCAGUCUUGCGUAGUUGAGAUAUGCUCAAGUGUCUAGUCAAAGAGGCUUCUCCAUCAUUUAAUUCAAGCAUUCCACGCGAUUGUAGUUGUGUUGUAAUAAUUUUGAGUUGAACAACACCUUUAAGUUUUAUGGAUCGUUGAUCUUAUAUGAUUAAUUUUCGUUUUUCUUUUCC